CUCGGCUCUUCAGUCUGUCGGAGCCAUCGAAAGUACGCGGAAGUCCAGAGCUGGCCAACACAACGAAAUAAAUGUGACUUAUAAGAAUAGCUAUCUGCGCAGAUCAUUAAUAUUCAGCAUGGGAUCUUUGACCAGUUUGUUUUGGUUCAUUCUAUUCGUACUAAUCAUAAAAGUAUACGCCACGUUGGCCAACCCAUUGGCUGCCAAAAGUGAAGCAUAUUCAAAGACAGCAGCGAAAAAUGCAGGCAGAAAAGCGAAAGUAACUAACUAUUUUCUGCACGAGCCAUACGGACCCAACACAUAUGCCUUUGGCUAUGAGAUCGAUGAUCCGCAGACGCAGAACAUUCAGUUUCGCGAUGAGCGACGUUUUGUGAAUGGCAGCGUUCAGGGUAGCUACGGGUAUGUGCGGCCCGACGGCCUCAUCGAGGUCACCAAGUACCGGGCCGAUGAGAAUGGGGGCUUCCUGGCUCAGACGCAGAGCUUCCAACCUGGAGAUGAACAAGCAAAGACGGUGUGGCCCACUCAACGUCCAGAGAUAAUUGCGGAUAGACAAAAGGUGCAGUCGCCGGCCAAUGUCACAUGGGAUCCCAAGAGUCACCUCAAUGUGAGCGUCUCCCAUGUGGCUGCCGACGUGGCCAAGCAGCUGAAGGAGCAGCACGGUCUCGACCUGAACCACAUCGACGUCGCCAAAGAUGUCCUAAAGCCUGCCGUACUCGACGUGGUCCAGGGCAAGGCCCCCCUAAACAACAAGACCAAAGAGGGAAAUCCCUUCCAGCCGGUUCAAAAUGUGAUACCCAAUCGUUUUCCCAUCUUUAUGCUACCCGCGGACACGGAUCCCAUCAAGGCCCCAACCGAAGAACCCGCGGCAAACUCAAAUCCAAAGUACAACAGAGCCAAGAUCAACAACGCAGAGAAGGCGCCACAAGUUGAGGUGCCCGAGUCGGGACUGCUGCCUCCCAGGCCAUUGGUCAAUGAGCCUCCAAGCGAUGCAAAUUGGUACCAGCGGAUCAUUGAUGCAAAUCGUCGUGAAUUCCUCGCCAAUCUACCAAACUUAAACAAAGCUAAUACUUGAAAAUGUUCCCCCAAAAAAUAGAGAAGGGAGGUACGUCCACUAUUACUUAGUAAGAGACUAGA
Drosophila pseudoobscura is the source of this 1134-nucleotide messenger RNA. RefSeq lists its product as uncharacterized. Gene Ontology annotation, cellular component: extracellular matrix. Bases 119 to 1072 code for a protein of 317 amino acids. Lineage: Eukaryota; Metazoa; Arthropoda; Insecta; Diptera; Drosophilidae. The record is from RefSeq and is a predicted model, not a curated record. The transcript has 3 exons.